Manihot esculenta (cassava) is the source of this 2336-nucleotide messenger RNA. Its product is annotated as OBERON-like protein. The transcript has 3 exons. Gene Ontology annotation, cellular component: nucleus. NCBI's taxonomy places the organism in Eukaryota, Viridiplantae, Streptophyta, Magnoliopsida, Malpighiales, Euphorbiaceae. Bases 233 to 1990 code for a protein of 585 amino acids. The record is from RefSeq and is a predicted model, not a curated record.
CACUCGGCGGUCUCCUUUUACAGUUGUUUUGUCCACCCAUGUCUCUGGUAGCGUCGGUUGUGUUUCUGGGAAACUCCUCUAAAGCCUGAACAGCUAGGGGCAAAAUAGUAACAAUAUCACCCCUUUUAUCCCCAAAUCAAAACUUCCGCUUUUCUUCUCUCUGCUUCUUCUCGGUUCAUCUUCCUGCUCCGUCAAUCCAUCCGCGGCACUUCGGUUUUCUCCGCAUUUGUUGAUGGGUACGUCAUCUGGUUCUAAUAUCCACCACCAGCCUUCAGCAAAAAUGUUGCCUCCACGUCAGCAACCCCGCCCAGGACUACAGACAUCCCUGUCCCUAGUCUCUUCAGAUCCUCGCCUGUCUCCUGACACUCAAGAACCCAGAUCAAACUCAGAUAAUAUCCGUGAGUCUCCCACUGAGAGUGCUAGUUCUAGAGAGACUUGGCCUACUGCUGAUGCUGUCAUGGCCAAGAAGAUGGAGAAUGGAAAACCAAAAAAUGAUUGCCAUGAGCAGUCCGUCGUUCACCGUGUUUCUAGUGCUGAUAAGAUCUCUCUCCGUGACAUAGCAAGAGAACGAGUUGAUAUUAUUUCUGAAAAGAUGCAUAGUUUGCCUGAUGAGUUUCUAGAAGAGCUAAAGAAUGGACUCCGGGUCAUACUGGAAGGAAAUGGUGGUUCACAGCAUAGGGAGGAAUUUUUGUUUUUGCAGAAGCUUGUUCAAAGUAGACCUGAUUUGACAGCUAAGACAUUAAUUAGAGCACAGCGGGUGCAGCUUGAAAUCCUUGUUGCAAUAAAUACAGGAAUUCAAGCAUUUCUGCAUCCAAGUAUUAGUCUUUCUCAAACAUCCCUCAUUGAGGUCUUUGUUUUCAAGCGGUGCAGAAAUAUAGCAUGCCAAAAUCAACUUCCAGCUGAUGAUUGUACUUGUGAAAUUUGUACCAAUAGAAAUGGUUUUUGCAAUCUAUGCAUGUGUGUGAUAUGUAACAAGUUUGAUUUUGAAGUCAAUACUUGUCGUUGGAUCGGUUGCGAUCUAUGUUCUCAUUGGACUCACACAGAUUGUGCUAUUCGAGAUGGGCAAAUUUCUAUGGGCCCUUCUGUAAAGAGUGGAUCAGGCCCAACUGAAAUGCUUUUUCGGUGCCGGGCAUGCAAUCGAACAUCUGAGCUCCUAGGGUGGGUGAAAGAUGUUUUUCAACAUUGUGCACCAGCAUGGGACCGAGAGUCUCUAAUGAGAGAACUUGAUUUUGUUAGUAGAAUCUUCCGAGGAAGCGAAGACACCAGAGGCAGGAAACUCUUUUGGAAAUGUGAGGAACUUAUUGAUAAAAUGAAGGGUGGACUAGCAGAGUCAACAGCCUGCAGAGUAAUUCUUAUGUUUUUCUCAGAACUUGAGGUAGACUCUCCAAAGAGCUUGGAGAAUGGGGAGGAUGGAAGGCUAAUAGCCCCGCAGGAGGCAUGUAACCGAAUUGCUGAAGUGGUACAAGAGGCCAUAAGGAAGAUGGAGAUGGUGACUGAUGAGAAGAUGAGAAUGUUUAAGAAAGCCCGUAUGGCUCUUGAGGCUUGUGACCGUGAACUAGAGGAAAAGGCCAAGGAAGUGACAGAAUUAAAGCUAGACAGGCAAAAGAAGAAGAUACAGAUAGAAGAGCUGGAGAGAAUUGUGAGGCUUAAGCAGGCAGAGGCUGAUAUGUUCCAGCUCAAGGCCAAUGAGGCAAAACGAGAAGCUGAGAGGCUGCAGAGGAUUGCUCUGGCUAAGACUGACAAGUCAGAAGAAGAAUAUGCCAGCAGCUACCUCAAACUUCGUUUGAGUGAAGCGGAAGCUGAGAAGCAGUAUCUAUUUGAGAAGAUUAAACUGCAGGAGAGUUCACGUGCGGCACAAAGCAGUGGUGGGGGUGACCCAUCUCAGGUGUUGACAUAUUCCACAAUUCAUGAUCUGAUUAAUGGCUACAAUGGCCCCCCAAAGUCAGAAUUGCAGCCAAAUGAUCGCCACCAUUUCAGGACAAAUCCUUGAGGACAUACCUCUGAUAUGUUAUAUAUUAAAUAACUAAAUUAACUAUGUGAUUAAGGAGUGCCAGUGUUUCUGAACAAGUGUGAGUGAAAUGCUAGUUGGUUUCAUUUCAUUGUUGAACUUUUUAACCCGCAGCUUCACUAUUUCUAGGAAUUAGGUGCAAGUUUAUAUAUAUAUAUAAACAAUUCCUGCAUAAAACUGUAUUAUGCACUGUAGCUUUUGUAUAUUUACAGUUGAACGGUCCUGUGUAUAUACGAAUUUGACUGGCAGAUGAUCCUGUGGCUGUGCAGUUGCAUCUUAUGUUCUUCAGGUUUUGCAGUUUGAAGUUCAAGCAAGCAUAUUAUUAGGA